GGAAGGGCGCCUGCGGACCUGACUGCGCAUGCGCCGUAGUCCAACGUCGCUUCAGGCGUCAGAUACGAUCUUAAAGUUCGCCAACAGGCAUUAAUUAGCUUCGGUCCACUUGUUAGCAGCUGUUUAGCUUGGUUUUCGUUGGCGACGUGACCCACGCGGCGGUUCUUCGGCUCCAGGAACGAGCAGCGGUUCUCCUGGGCACCAUGUUGCCCGCCUUCCUGUGCGGAGCCGUGGUGUUUCCAGGACUUUUCCACGGCUUCAGGAGGCUCCUGAGGUCCACCUUCGCCCACUGGAGUGACGCCGACGUGGUUUGCGUCAGCGAGAGGCUGGUGUCCUCCGUCCAUGCGUGUUUGGCUACUGCAGCCGGUGUCACAGUUGUAACCACCUGCAAGCACGUCAUGACUGACAGCCACUGGCUGGUCAACGGCUUCGCCGCGUUCGCAGCGCCCUACAUGGCCCACGACAUCUACGCCAUGUACCUGAGCCACUACUACACCCAGAAGGUCAAAGGUCACCCCGGCGCGCUGGGCGGCCACUCCCUGCAGAUGGCGAGGGCCUUCUUGGCCAAGGACCGGAUGCUGGUGGUCCAUCACCUGGUGCUGCUGCUCUUCUUCCUGCCCAUCACUCUGUUUUACAGAAGGGGGCUCGGCGACUUCUUCAUCGGCUGCUUCUUCAUCGCGGAGCUCAGCACGCCUUUCGUGUCCAUGGGAAAGAUCCUGAUCCAGCUGGGCCUCGAUGACACCCGUCUGCACUGCGUCAACGGCGUCGCGGCCCUCCUGAGCUUCUUCGUCUGCCGCAUCCUCGUCUUCCCCUUCAUGUACUGGUCCUACGGGCGGCAGUUUGGGAUCCCGCUCCACAGGGUUCCCUUCCACCUGCCGCCGCACUGCAACGUGGGUAACCUGGCCGUCCUGGCCCCCCAGGUGUACUGGCUCCUCCUGCUGCUAAAGAAAGCCUACAGGCUGUACCGGCGGGGGGGGGCCAGGCCGAAGACGAGCUGAGUGCCAGAGCCUCCUCGAGGUUUGUUAUGACAAAAAAAAUGAUUUUUAAUGAAGAGUUUCAGAUUAAAAUCAAUGACAAUCUUGUAAUAUUUUGUAGUCAAACAAUUUACAGCCACAACUAAAUGUUAAUUUGCUUCUGAGAAACUCGCUUUAUUUUUGGAAUAUUGACAAUAGAAAUACUGAAAUAAUUCAACUGGAUCUAAUUAACUUCUUUGAAUUGGUGCGUGUGUCUGAUUUCUGAAUGAAAGAAUGCUUCUUGUACAAUAAAUGAUCAUCUCGA
Messenger RNA from Pungitius pungitius (ninespine stickleback), 1278 nucleotides. Its product is annotated as ceramide synthase-like. The record is from RefSeq and is a predicted model, not a curated record. Gene Ontology annotation, biological process: lipid homeostasis. The transcript has 5 exons. NCBI's taxonomy places the organism in Eukaryota, Metazoa, Chordata, Actinopteri, Perciformes, Gasterosteidae. Gene Ontology annotation, cellular component: membrane; endoplasmic reticulum. Bases 204 to 998 code for a protein of 264 amino acids.